This is a messenger RNA of Mustela lutreola (European mink), 10417 nucleotides long. RefSeq names its product nebulette (gene NEBL). The transcript has 27 exons. Gene Ontology annotation, molecular function: actin filament binding. Gene Ontology annotation, biological process: cardiac muscle thin filament assembly. Gene Ontology annotation, cellular component: Z disc; focal adhesion. The record is from RefSeq and is a predicted model, not a curated record. Bases 2124 to 5210 code for a protein of 1028 amino acids. NCBI's taxonomy places the organism in Eukaryota, Metazoa, Chordata, Mammalia, Carnivora, Mustelidae.
CCACGGGGAUUAGAUGUCACCGCGAGCCGCACGAGUCAUCUCAACUAGCUCUGGUGAAAUUUUCUCCCCAUGCUUCUAGAGGUUUUCUAGAAAAGCUUAUAGAAACUGUUCUUCCCCUUUUCCAAAUAAAGAGAAUGUAAUAGAUCUUCUGUAGAAUAUUAGAACAGUCUUUUGGCAGAAGGCUUGAGGGAAACCGAGUUCACACAUUCUGCUCCCUUAUGGAACAAAUAUAAUGUGCGGAGAAAUUCCCUGUAGAAUUCUCUACAUAGCUAUGUUUAAAAUAACAUAGUUGUUAUUUUAAAAGUGAAGGUUUCCAAAUUCAGCACCCUGGGGGACUUCUUUUUGGCAUUUUGCUAGUGAGCAGGAUAUGUGAUGCCAUUAAGUUAGCCUAUACCAAAAAUCAUUUCCUGAAAAGACUAUUCUAGAACACAACGUUUUUUUUUUGUUUUUGUUUUUGUUUUUUUCCAGAAUAGGAUAAUACUUCCCUUACGUAGUACUUCACAGAAGAACACUAAUUUUCUGGAGCAUGGGGAAUCAUUAAAAAAAAAAAUGAUAUGUAGGUAAGUAGGUAGAUUAGAUUAGAUGAAUAGGAUUUCAUAUUUCAGAAAUACUGGAUUAAUAAAACCUAACCAGUUUUCUUGAUUGUGGGUCUUCUUGGAGCUUCCAACUUGUCAUUAUGCCAUGUGGAUCUCUAAGUGACGGGUAGAGAUGAACAUACAGGUUUUUCCAAACACAUUUGCUUAUGAAACCCCCUUCCCCCUCUAGAGUAUUCUGUGGAACUUUGGCCUCAUGGAAAAACAAUCUGAAGAAUAAUCUAUGCUUAAUGACUGUUUAGAAUAUUUUUCUUGUCAGAAUUUUUAGUUUAGGUAAGGCCAAAGCAAUUAGAUAAAACUAGAUACGACAUAAAGAGAAAAUAGCAUGAUUCUUGGCUACUUAAUGUAUUUGGAAUAAAUUUAUGUUUUAUAAUUAGUUUCAUUAUUCACUAUGGGGUAUUUUUUUAUGUCCAACAAGUUAAUUUACCCUGGGUUUGAAUAACCAAACUGAUAAAUUAUGAGUUUUUAUUGCCUAAAUUGACAAUAAAGCUUUUUUUUGAGAAAUAUACUUUUAAUUAUGUAAUCGAUAACACAUACUCCAUUAUAAAUAGUGUUAUAAUUUAUUUUUCCAAAAUUUUCCAGGCGUGUAGUACACAUUGAGGAAUACAUAAAUAGUGAAUAUUUUAUAAUAUAAAGACUAGUGAAUUUAUAAAAAUUGACACAAUGGGCAGAAUGGAAGAGCAUAGUUAUUAUUUUUUUGAAACAGUGAUAUUUCUAGAAUUCUUAAAUGAUAUAUCAACCUAUGUUAACUGCAACUUCUUGUAUUUAAUGAUGUUUACAAUUAAAAUAAUGCAAUAGCAAUAUAAGAGUAAUGAUCAUAAUUAACUCAGAAUAGAUUCUUUAAGGUGGUUCAAAGGGUUUUUCAUAAUAAAUUACUAGCCUUUAAUCAGCUAAUUAAAGUUAGUAUCUUUUAGAAUGUGAGAAGUAUGUUUUUGUGUCAUAAAAAAUUUAAUCUAGAUUAACAAGACAAGUUUGAAUGAUACAGAUUCACUAUACCAAAUCUGAGAUAUGUCUGAUGUUCCAGCAAAAGCUUUAUUUAGAGGGAGCUGGGAAAUCUUUGAGAUAACAGGCUUUGGACGUGUUAUCUUGAGUGUUACAUUGUGGAGUUGUUUUCCCACAAUCUUUAAGUCUUUUUCAAACUAUUUUGUGAAUGAAUUAAAUUAGUGAAAUAUAAAUAAAUGGUCUCUUUUGGAUUGCUUACCCAGAUUAGAGAAUGUUGACUUUAAAAGGUCACAAAAUUGAAUUUUGCCUGUUGGACCGGUAUUUCCACUUGGGAGGCUAGUCCUGGCUGACCUCCACAAUUCCAUCCAUCCACUCACACGCAGUCAUGAUAAGAGCGUGAAGUGUGAGCUAAAUAGGGAUGAGGCCUGGGCAAGGUCAUUUCUGCCAGAACACCAGAGACUCCAAGAGCUCAAGGGUGCUAUAGUACAGAGAAAGGGGGUGUCCUCAUGAAUUAAAAAAAAAAAAAGAAAAGAAAAAAGAAAGAGAGAAAAGAAGAAAAAAAAAAACCCCUCUAUACACAGAGUAAAAAUGAGGGUCCUUGUAUUUGAGGAUGUAAAAGAUGAAGCAGAAGAGGGAAAAACAGAGGAAGAGGAAGAUGAAGACGACAUGGUGUUCUUCAAGCCUGUUAUUGAAGACCUAAGGAUGGAAUUGGCCAAAAAAUGCACCAAGCUCAUUAGUGAUAUUCAUUAUAAAGAAGAAUAUAAAAAGUCCAAGGACAAGUGUACAUCUGUGACUGACACUCCCAUGCUAAACCAUGUAAAAAACAUUGGUGCUUUUAUUUCUGAGGCAAAAUACAAAGGCACCAUUAAGGCGAACCUCUCCAAUUCUCUUUAUAAGCAGAUGCCAGCCACAAUCGAUAGUGUCUUUGCAAGAGAAGUUACGCAUCUUCAGAGUGAGGUUGCCUAUAAGCAGAAACACGAUGCCGCCAGAGGAUUCUCAGAUUAUGCCCAUAUGAAGGAACCGCCUAACGUCAGACAUGCCAUGGAGGUCAAUAAACACCAGAGUAACAUUUCUUAUAGAAAAGAUGUGCAGGACGCCCACACGUACAGUGCGGAUCUCAACAGACCAGACAUCAAGAUGGCAACACAGCUCUCCAAGCUCAUAAGCAAUGCAGAGUACAAGAAAGGGCAAGGAGUAAUGAAUAAAGAGCCUGCUGUGCUUGGAAGACCAGAUUUUGAACAUGCUGUGGAAGCUUCUAAACUUUCUAGUCAAGUUAAAUACAAAGAAAAAUUUGAUAAUGAAAUGAAGGAUAAGAAACAUCAUUACAAUCCUCUGGAAAGUGCUUCUUUUAGGCAAAGUCAGCUUGCCACCGCACUGGUGAGCGAUGUGAAGUACAAGAAAGACAUUCAAAGUAUGCACGAGCCAGUCUCAGGUCUCCCAAACCUGUUUUUAGAGCAUGCUUUGAAAACCAGCAAAAUGCUCAGCGGACACGAGUAUAGAAAGCUUUUUGAGGAAAACAAAGGAAUGUAUCAUUUUGACGCGGAUGCUGCUGAACACCUGCACCAUAAAGGCAAUGCCACGCUCCAGAGCCAGGUUAAAUACAAAGAAGAGUAUGAGAAAAAUAAGGGGAAAUCAAUGCUUGAAUUUGUUGAGACACCCUCAUAUCAAGCUUCAAAGGAGGCUCAGAAGAUGCGGAGUGAGAAAGUUUACAGAGAGGAUUUUGAGAAGGAGAUUAAAGGAAGGUCAUCACUGGAUUUAGACAAGACUCCAGAAUUUUUACAUGUAAAGUACAUCACCAACCUUCUGAAAGAGAAGGAAUAUAAGAAAGAUCUGGAAAAUGAAAUAAGAGGCAAAGGGAUGGAACUUAACCCAGACGUUCUUGAUAUUCAAAGAGCAAAACGUGCAUCUGAAAUGGCUAGUGAGAAAGAAUAUAAGAAAGACCUGGAGUCAAAAAUUAAAGGGAAGGGAAUGCAGGUUGGCACUGACACCCUUCAAAUACAACAUGCCAAAAAAGCUGCAGAGAUAGCUAGUCAGAAAGACUAUAAGAAAGAUCUGGAGACUGAAAUAAGAGGGAAGGGCAUGCAAGUGGGCCCAGACACUCCUGAUAUCCAGAGAGCCAAGAAAGCAUCGGAAAUGGCCAGCCAGAAAGAAUAUAAGAAAGAUCUGGAAAAUGAAAUUAAGGGGAAAGGAAUGCAAGUGAGCAUGGACAUCCUGGACAUACUACGAGCCAAGAGAGCAUCAGAAAUCUACAGCCAGAAAAAGUAUAAAGACGAAGCAGAGAAGAUGCUUUCUAACUAUAGUUCUGUGUUAGACACUCCUGAAAUUCAGAGAAUCAAGAUAACUCAACAAAACAUUAGUGCGGUAAAAUACAAAGAAGAGAUGCAUCAGGCAACAGCCAUUUCCGAUCCUCCAGAGCUAAAGAGAGCUAAAGAAAACCAGAAGAACAUCAGCAAUCUCCAGUACAAACAGCAAUGCCCCAAGGCCACACCGGUGAGCGUCACGCCGGAGAUGGAGAGGGUGAGGAGAAACCAGGAGGAGCUGAGUACGGUGAAAUACAAAGGAGAAACUAAACAGGCAACGGCCAUUUCUGAUCCACCAGAGUUGAAGAGAGUUAAAGAAAACCAGAAGAACAUCAGCAAUGUUCAUUAUAAAGGUCAACUGGGAAGAGCUACAGCUUUAAGCAUAACUCCUGAAAUGGAAAGAGUGAAGAAGAACCAAGAAAAUAUCAGUUCGGCAAGUGGUUUUAUCUGUUUUGGUCUGUUACAAAGGAUGCGUCCGUUAUUAUUUACUUGCAGUCCUGUUUGUCUUUUUUUUUUUUUUUUCUUUUGUGAAAAUAAAAAGUAUUUUCAAGCAACAUUUGUGAUACACGCAGUAAAAUAUACACAGGACCAUAAGCAGAUGAAAGGUAGACCAAGUCUGAUUUUAGAUACACCUGGUCUGAGAUAUGUCAAAGAAGCACAAAAUCAUAUUUCAAUGGUAAAGUAUCAUGAAGACUUUGAAAAGACAAAGGGAAGGGGCUUUACUCCUGUUGUAGAUGACCCCGUGACGGAGCGAGUAAGGAAGAACACCCAAGUGGUUAGCGAUGCGGCCUACAAAGGUGUCCAUCCUCACAUUGUGGAGAUGGACAGAAGACCUGGGAUCAUUGUCGACCUCAAAGUUUGGCGUACAGAUCCUGGCUCCAUCUUCGACCUUGAUCCCCUGGAAGACAAUAUUCAGUCUAGAAGUCUCCAUAUGCUUUCUGAAAAGGCGAAUCACUACAGGAGACUCCGUUCUCGGUCUCACUCGAGCAGUACUUUUGGUACAGGUCUGGGAGAUGACAAGUCAGAAAUAUCUGAGAUUUACCCUAGCUUUUCAUGCUGCAGCGAGGUAACCAGACCGUCGGAUGAAGGAGCGCCUGUUCUUCCUGGAGCCUACCAGCAAAGCCAUUCCCAAGGCUAUGGGUACAUGCACCAGACCAGCCUCUCAUCCAUGAGGUCAAUGCAGCACUCACCAAAUCUAAGGACCUACCGAGCCAUGUAUGAUUACAGUGCCCAGGACGAAGAUGAGGUCUCCUUCAGGGACGGCGACUACAUCGUCAACGUACAGCCCAUCGACGACGGCUGGAUGUAUGGCACGGUGCAGAGAACUGGGAAAACAGGGAUGCUCCCAGCCAAUUACAUUGAGUUUGUCAAUUAAUUCUCUCUCCUUGUCUUUGAGCUUUAUUCUAAUGUAUACUAAACCCAAUCUUUUUAAAAGAUAGAAGAUACUUUUAAGACAACUUGGCAGUUAUUUUACAAUAAUCUAUCUUCACUUUGACAAUGAGACACAUAGGUACCAGGAAAAAAGACUGACUUCUGGGCUCAGAACAGCAGCAUUUUCAGUAAUUCCUGUACACAAAACCUUAAGGUCUGGAGGCCCGGUGCUGCUAAUUGGGUUAAUGAUUUCCUUUGAUUGGCUAUCGAACACUUCUGGGAAAUGUAUUUUUGUAGACUUUAAUAGAGAUGUUGAUUGUCCCUUACACGUAACAAGUCUAUGAAACUUAUUAGCUGUCACUUUGGAAUCACCAGAAGCCAAUUCUUGUAAUUCAGUAACACAGCCAAUAAUUUAAAAACCAUUUAGCUUUUGAGUCAUUAGGGAAUUUCCAAUUCAAGUGAAAAUUGCCUAAUGUAAUAAAUGUCAGGAGUGGCAGAACGGCGAUUUGGUUAAAAUUAUAUUGACUGGUGGCCUUCGGGACCUAGAAACUUCUCCCAAACAAAGACAUUUCCUUGUUCCCUAGGAUUACUUGGGUCUCUUUGUUUCUCAUUUGUACCAAGGCAUAUCCUACUCUUCAUUUACAUUCUGUGGGUCCAAGUCUAUGCUUGACUCCAUAGAAUGUCAGGACCAAAUAAGGUCACAGCUACUCUGCAAAGGGCAAAGUUGAAGGUCAUCUCUAUUAUUUCCCUAAGGGCUUUGACCCUGUUGCAUGUCACGUAGGUUCAAGCUUCUGUAACAUAGGCAGCUGCACUGCCCAUCCCCAUAAUUAAAGCAACAAGUGCGGCUGAUAACCUAACAGCCCUCCCUUCUAGUAGCCUGCUCAUCAGAAAAACAUGUUUUUGAAAAGUUGCUUGAGAUUCUCCUGCUGCCUUGCACUCUAGUUUCGAAGGAUUUACACCUUUAGGAAAUAGACACCUACUCUAGCAAAUAAGUGAUUUAGGUAUUUACUGAGCAGCUUUCUUUAACAUAAUGCCGCUGUCAAUUUAAAAGUAAAGCUAACUAAACAGGAGCCAAAGACUACAAGGUGUGCGAGAGACACAACCAGUGAGCAAAACGUCACCCACUCCACAGAGAGAUGAUCAGGUUUAUGUGUGUGUGUGUGUGUGUGUGUGUGUGUGUGUGUGUUUCUGGAAAAUGCUAUUUACAUCCAGGAAUGGAAGUCCAGCCACUGAAACCAGUUAAUGGGAAAGACGUCUUUUCUACUUUCUUCUGGUUUUUACUUUCUAACCCAUAUUGGGUGGAGGAGGGGAGAUGAAAAUGCCGGCAGAAAUUUUAGAUCAAGGCCCAACAGGUUGUUCACUAAAAAAAGAAAUUGUUGUCCUAUCUUGAAUUUCAAAUGCAAGACCCUGCGGGCACUUUCUGGGUUCACCACAGAGCUGCAGCCUUGCUGGUGGGUCGUGAUGAUUGGCCUGUAGUCUGCAGUCAAGGUGGCUGGAGAAAUUAACGUCCAUCAGCCACUCUGUGUUUUUCUGAUGUAUUUAGACCUCAGCAGGGUAGCAUUCAUGUAGGGCUCGCCUCUGGAGUUGUAACAAAGAGGCUAAAAGCAAAGUUUAAAAAAUGUGAUAAAAUGUAUCGAUCUUGAGGCUAUCUCCUUUAGGUAACAUAGGCAAAGAAAUUAAGGAAAUAUCUUAUAAAAUACCUUUUACGGAAGUGUUUAGGAGUCCAGAAACAAAUGCUGAUUCGUUUAUGCUUGUGGAAAGUUAGCACCUACUUUUUGAAAAUCUAGAGUUUUAUUUUCUCUGGCUCAAAGAACAAAUAAGCUUUAUUACACUCAAGCUGCAUCUAUAGGAACUCACACAAAAAGAGAUUAAAGAAAUUCAGGUAGAAGACUAGAGAAUUUUUUGAGGGGUUUUUACAGAUUCCUUCAUACCCAGCGGGACUGAUUUUCUGGCAUUGGAAUGGGCAGUCAUGAUUAAAUUAACCCCUAUCUGUUUAGAUGUCUUGUCCACAAACCAACAAAGGCAAGCUAAACGCAACAUUCUUGCAAAAAAAAAAAAAAAAAAAAAGAUUCUGUGCAUUAAAACUGGGGCAAUAAACUUACUCAAUUUUAUAGUAUCAUUAAGCAAAUAUUUAUGUUUCACCCAGACCACUUUUUUUGUGAUUAGGAAAAAGAGUAGUUGUUGAUUAAAUUUUCAGACUAAAUGUAGGACAGGUACAAUUUUUGAGAAAUAGCACAUUUAUAGGAAGCUCAAAGGAAACGGAUUUGAAGUGAUACUUUUAAUUGGGGAAAAGUCCCAUAAAAUAGUAGUUGGUUGUUCCAUUGUCUUUCUCAUCUAUUAAUUUUAAAAUCAGAUUCAUGGAAUGUAGAAGUCAAUAAUUAUUAGGGGAAUAAUUCUAAAAUUUUUAGCUUCGCAUAAUGUUUGCGUAGCGAGAUGUUUCUUCUUCCAGCCUCUAGGAAUUAAGGUCUGCUCAGAAUUUAACCAGAGAGCAAUUAUUUGUUGUCACUGUUACUAAUGCUUGUCAGGAUCUUGGGCAUCUCAGCAGAAAUAUUGGAAACAUACAUGUAUAAUACCAAAGCGCUAUUUUUACAGCAUUAUUUUUCAAAACUAUGUUCUCCAACAGUUUUUCCACUUUGCACAUGGCUCCCCUCCCCUCAAUUUGGCGGCAUGCAUCUCACACAUAAAUAACACUAACUGCUAAAGAAGGGUGUAAAAAAAAAUCGAUUUUUUAGAAAUCAAGCUAAAGACUGUGAAAUGUCCAAGCACAGAAAGCAUGCACCUGAUUCUCUGAACAUGAUGCAUUCUCAGGCCUGAAAAAAGCACAUGGAGCAGGUUGAUAUAUCUUACAAGGUUCUGAAAACAAAACUCAAUGUGGAUCAUCUCUCUCCUGAGAGAAGCUGAGCAGCAGAAUAGACGACUUUCGUUGUACGUCUUUGUAGUCAACGUUUUUACUAAUUCUCGUGCUCGAGGAAAGCUUCCGAUUUCUAACCUGUGACAAAACGAGUUCUUCACGUCUUCUUGUUCUUGUUUAUACACCACAGCGUAGCCCAGGUUGAAAUACUUAUCUGGUUGUCAGAUCCCCUCGCCAUCCCUGUCUCUUCCCAGGCUUCCCCACCUCCAGAGACCACACGGGACUUUGCAAGCACAAUUUCUACGGGCACCUUGUAUGAACGUGGAUGAGAUUAGACCCGCCCCUCUCUCGUCACUAGGUUCACCGCUUGAAGAUGAUGAAGAGGCCAUUUGGGCAAGUUGACCCCAGUCUCUCCUCUCUUGUCCUCUCCCGGUUGGGCUUGGCAACAGUCUGGGAGGUGGGGAAACAGACUUUUCUAGAACAGUGAAGUUCAAGAGGUGCAUCUCUUUUUUUGGGUGUGUUCACCUCCAGUGAAGUGUUUUUGAUGAAAAGAUAAAGAAAACGGGCAUGACCCUUUAAUAACGCAUCCUUAUAUAAAGUGGAUAUAGUUUAUACCAAAAUUAUAAUAGAGAUAUAUUUUUUAAAAAGGUGCCUUUUUGAUGACCCUUGUUUAUCCAUGAUGGUCUCGGAAUGAGAACCAAGCAACCAAGCUUCUUGUCUAUUCUAUAGUAAUAUUUUAUUAUACAUGAUUGGUAUUUUUCUUGUGGGGAAAUGUGAUGGUCCUGACAGAUAUGAAAGGUGAUAGCUGAUUGUAUUUUUACCUCUAAAGGUGUAGAACUUUAGAAAAUACUGACCUUUCCCCGUCUAUUUCUGAAAAGUUCUUGAUGGAUUUAUAUACAGUCAGGAUGCAUAAACAUUAACUUUAGGUUUGAGACUUAAAAUACCUAUUGCAAGACAGAAGAAUUAUGUUAUGAGGCUGAAUUCAUUACACAAGAUGAAAUUCACUUCGUAAAUUUCUAUUAGACCUUAGCUAUUUGCUUCUGAUGCUCUAAAAGUGGCUCGAGCGUGGGUGUUUUGGGUAAUGAGACACAGAGGUGAGAAAGCUUUAGUUAAGUAAGAAGCUAUGUGAAGUAAGUUAGGAAUGCUAAAAGGAAAGUCUCUUUCUGAAGGAUCCCACGCCCAUUUGGGUCCUUUCCAGGCAACUGGCUGUCAACUACUGAUGAUCAAAAACAAAAACAAUAACAAUAACAAAAAAAACCAAGAUAUUGUAUGAUGUUUCUGUGGCCAUCAUUUCAUGAUGCUUAGACUACUGGAAUCCACUAGCCUGGAAGGAUCCCCGGGCAGAUAUCUCCCCGAUGUCCAUAUUACUUCCAUAUAUUCAUGGAAUCGCAUAUGCUUUUUGCGUUUGACACAUGGUACCCAGUUGGCAUAGUGUCUACUUCUUUGUAAUCCAGUUGCUGUUAAGAAUGAUUGACGUUGAAGGAAGAAAGAAAACUGCAUGCUAGUCCCACUCUUCAGUGUCCAUACAAUAAAUGGCUGAGCAUUGAGAAGUGGCACCAAGUGUGUUGUGGGCACGGUGUGGAAACGUUGGCCUUUGACUUGUGAUAAAAAUACAAAAUUGAGUCACUGCGCAGCUUGGCUUCUGUCUGCUUCAAAAAUGUAGAAUUGUGGUUGACGAAUUGGUAAGACCGUACUAACUUUGAGAGCAUACAGUUUUAAUGGAAACACUUUAUGGUUUUAAAAUGAAGGGGCUUAUAGAACGAUACAAUGUUAUUACUAUAAUUUGGCUUUUGUUAUGCAAAUUAACACCAGCUAUUAAAAUAUAUUUUAGUAGAAAUGCUUUAAUUCAUGUUUUCUUUCCUCUACACUGUGAAUCUUUAAGCCUUGGUGGACUAGAGCAACAUCGUGCUGCCCAAAGGACUAACCUAUGCAAACUAGUUCACAUUUUAGUGGAUGUCACAGUAAUCGUGUAAUAAGACAUUAUUUCCCCCCUGCAUAAUGUACAGCGGCAUUGGAAUAAACAUGAAGCCUAGCAUCUUGUAUGUAUAGUAUAGUCACUCACAAACCCUUCAAGGCUACUAUAAUCAUUAGUAUUAUUAUUUGUUUAAAAGUGAAUCGCCAAGUUAUCUCUUAAAUCUACUUGAAUGAUGUCAGAACAAGAAUGAGAGAUGGACGUGUCGGCUGUGGCUUCAUUGUGGUCACUGCAAGUGUCCUCUUGUGAUCGAGCUGUGUUCGGAUGCACUUUCUUCAGGAUAUUAUUAUUCUGUGUCUUCUUUCUGUAUUUGUAAAAUGUUAUAACGCUCUAAUUUUCCUAUCUCUACACAUCUGGUUUGCUUAAAUAAAUGCAGGAUAUAGCAAAA